GGGUUUUGUGAACCACGAAGGCUUGAGCACUAUUAAAUUGAAAAUAAAUCAGCUUCAUCAGGAUCUUACAUUGCGAGCGCUAAUAGAAAUACAACAGAUCAGCAGCCUGUUGCUUUCUCUCCAUGGAAGCCUACUUAUCCAGAUCAUGCAGGUAAAUAUAUACAAACCUUGCUUUUUUUAAAAUUUUCAACUAUAUUUACAUGUGUUGUUAUUAGCUUAAUAUUCUCAUGUGGGCUCAUCGGCAGUUGGCAUCCAGAAGCAGAAGAAACAACUAAUGAAUUUGCUAGACAUGGAAAGAGAAAACAAGUCUCCAUUGGCUGUAGUUAUUUAUGGAUUUGGCGGCAUAGGAAAGACCACCCUCGCCACCGCUGUUAUUCCUGAUUUAAAUCUCACAAAUUACAACUAUUCAGGAGUUCAAAUGCAAGAAGACAGCUCCAGGAACGUCAUAAAAUACAUGUAGCAGCAAAUAUUGAAAGAUGCCUUCCCAGCAUAUUAUGACAGAAAUUUAACAUUAAGAAAUAGUACUCACAACUCGAAAUCUGGGUAUCACGGAUAUGCUUAAAGACGUCGGCCUUGCAUGUUGUGAGAAUAUUAUUGAUACCCUACCCCACGAAGAGGCACGCAAAAUUUUAUUCGAAGACCUCAAUCCUGCAGACGACAUGCAAAAAACCCUGCAGAUUUGUGUCAAAAUUUCAUUAAUUUUACAGGUUGUUGGUGUUUGUUUGAGUAAGCAGAAUUUCAUGGUAGAGAGAUGCACUCAAAUAUUUGAAGCUUUGGAAAGAAGAAACGAUAUCAUUGAAGAAAAUUUGAGCAGAUGUCUUUUCACUUUUAUGUAUAAUGAGUUGGAAGCGUCUACACAAGAAGCAUUUUUGGAUAUAUGCUGCUCCUUUGCUAGCUGGAAUCGCAACGAUGUGGAGUGCAUUGUUGGAGCUGAGGAGGUCACACAUGUGGAAGAGGCAGCUUUGUUCAAGACGUCCGACAAAGGCAAUGUUAUUGUUCUUGAUAUCUUCCAAGCAAAAGGGCUGAGUAUGUCUGAAUCGAAUAGAAUAACUAAUAAGCAAUCCUGGCUCGAUGUUUUAUGCGACAAUAAGAGGCUCGAUCAAAUUUAAAGGAAACUGGCUUACCAGGGAGGAGACUGAACUUGCGUACGAAUUUGAUGAGAAGCCUAGCCUUGUGGAACAAGAUAAAUGUAUCAGGGUCAAGCCAAAAGACACCCAAAUUUAAAAAAUUGAGUUUUCUCAAACUAGGUGGCAACAUGUCUGGUUUAUGGACAGUAAAUUUGGAGUGCCUUGAGCGGUUGGCUGUGUACUAUGGCCCUGUCUUUAAGGAUAGUCAUGUCUUAUUGAUCUGUUCAAAAAAUUCAUUGCCUUGCCCAAAUGAAAUGGGGCCAUGUAAGGUGUAUGUACUAUAUACUGAGCCAAAGCCUCCUCCAAGAUUGUAAGAUGCUAAAAAUGGCUGUAUCUAGUCAUGUGAAGUUCGAUUCUAUUGUGCUCAUCUAUACUUGUCAAAAAUGUGGAUGCCCAUGUCCAUCGUUCAUGGAGUUAGUAGUAUUGAAGGACAUGGCUUGUGGCCAUAAGGAAACAAUGCGUUUCCGUGAAGACACCGCUACCUUCUCCUGUAAAAAUUAACCUUGUGGUAACCUUUCACUAUGAAGACUUUGCUACCAUUUCCUAUUUACUGUAUCCCAUAUUCUUUGGA
Molecule: messenger RNA, 1698 nt
Organism: Cryptomeria japonica (Japanese cedar)
Lineage: Eukaryota; Viridiplantae; Streptophyta; Pinopsida; Cupressales; Cupressaceae
Exons: 2
Coding region: 555-1109 (184 amino acids)
Source: RefSeq, a predicted model, not a curated record